Grosmannia clavigera kw1407 is the source of this 1494-nucleotide messenger RNA. RefSeq names its product protein phosphatase pp2a regulatory b. Gene Ontology annotation, biological process: peptidyl-serine dephosphorylation. Gene Ontology annotation, molecular function: protein phosphatase regulator activity; protein binding. The record is from RefSeq and is a predicted model, not a curated record. Lineage: Eukaryota; Fungi; Ascomycota; Sordariomycetes; Ophiostomatales; Ophiostomataceae. The transcript has 6 exons. Bases 1 to 1494 code for a protein of 497 amino acids. Gene Ontology annotation, cellular component: cytosol; protein phosphatase type 2A complex.
AUGGGGGAUACAGAGCCGAACUCCCCCACGUGGAAGUUCACACAAUGCUUUGGUGAUAAGGGAGACGUGGAGGAUAUCACAGAAGCGGAUAUCAUCUCCACCGUUGAGUUUGACCACACCGGAAACUACCUCGCAACGGGCGACAAGGGUGGGCGCGUUGUCCUGUUCGAGAGGAACGAAACAGACGGAGAGCGAGCGGCUGCUGAUAUAGGGCCGGCGGCGUCCCCCCCCCUCGUGCAGAAGAAAACGUGUGAAUACAAAUUCCACACCGAGUUCCAGUCCCACGAACCCGAGUUCGACUACCUCAAGUCCCUGGAGAUCGAGGAGAAGAUCAACAAGAUAAAGUGGUGUCGGCGGCAAAAUGCGUCACACUAUCUGCUUUCCACAAACGACAAGACCAUCAAGCUAUGGAAGGUGUUUGAGAAGUCGCUCAAGGUUGUGGCCGAGAACAACCUGUCCCACGACCUGACACCCGGCGGCCUUGCCGUCGGUGGCGGGGCACCACGGCCGUUGCCCAGCGUGCACUUCAGAAAUGCAAGCGACCUCAAGCUGCCACGCUUGACGCACCACGACACCGUCGUUGCGGCCGUCCCCCGCCGGACGUACGCGAACGCCCACGCAUACCACAUCAACAGCAUCUCAGUCAACAGCGACGGCGAGACCUUUAUCAGCAGCGACGACCUCCGCAUAAACCUGUGGAACCUAAACAUUCAGGACCAGAGCUUCAACAUUGUGGAUAUCAAGCCAGCGAAUAUGGAGGAGCUGACCGAGGUCAUCACUGCUGCCGAGUUUCACCCCCUCAGCUGCAACUGGUUCAUGUAUGCCAGCUCGAAAGGCACCAUCAAGCUGGCCGACAUGCGGGAGAGUGCGCUCUGUGAUCAGCAUGCCAAAUUAUUUGAGCAAGAGGAAGAUCCACAAUCCCGCUCGUUCUUCUCCGAAAUCAUCUCCUCCAUCUCCGACGUUCGCUUCUCCUACGACGGCCGCUACAUCCUGUCCCGCGAUUACCUGACGGUUAAAAUCUGGGACGUGAACAUGGAGCGGCAGCCGGUCAAGACCAUUCCCAUCCACGAGCACCUGCGGCCACGGCUAUGCGACACAUACGAGAACGACAGCAUAUUCGACAAGUUUGAGGUUGUCUUUUCAGGCGAUGCCAAGAACGUCAUGACGGGGAGCUAUAAUAAUAAUUUCAUGAUCUAUCCGACCGACCCCGACAAGGAGAUGGAGGUUGUAUUGCAGGCGGACAAGUCUGCUUUCAAGGCCAAGAAGGUCGGCGUGCCCACGCCGAUCAACUCGUCGACGAGCCCGUCGGCAAAUGGAAAGAAGGACAGCUCCAGAGCGGGAAGCCCUGCGGGACAAGGCCAACGGAUGCGGAAGGAGACGGAUGCGGACCAGAUCGACUUCAACAAAAAGAUCUUGCAUAUGAGUUGGCAUCCAUUCGAAGACAGCAUUGCCAUUGCCGCGACGAACAAUCUGUUUGUCUUCUCUGCUCUGUAA